Photinus pyralis (common eastern firefly) is the source of this 824-nucleotide messenger RNA. RefSeq lists its product as uncharacterized. The transcript is spliced from 2 exons. The coding region runs from base 118 to 651 and encodes 177 amino acids. Lineage: Eukaryota; Metazoa; Arthropoda; Insecta; Coleoptera; Lampyridae. The record is from RefSeq and is a predicted model, not a curated record.
CAAUUUUUUAAGCUUUUACUUUACUUCGACAUAUCGGCAUUCGGCAACAGUCCAGUGGUCCCGGUGCCUGGCGUUAGAUCUCUGUUGUAAUUAAAGUGAAAAAUAUUAUAAAAAACGAUGGACCGUUUUUGCAGUUAUUGUGGGGCAAGGAGACAACUGGAGUUUGAUCGUCCAUUGGAUCGCUGUAGCAAAUGUGAUAAAUUCCCAUUUAUAUUAUCGCACGAAGUAAAGUCAGCGUCGGUAUUGCGGUGUUCGGUGUGUACUGCUUAUAUCUGCGCGAUAAACAGAUAUUGCGAAAUAUGUGGACAUACGGUGGAAAACAGCAAACGGAUAAGGGGCGAAAGAGCUGGACAAAUGCAAAUGGCAGGAAAAAUUCAGGCGAAAAAAAUGGAAGCUAUCGAACGGAGAAAAAGACGAAAACUGGAAGCUGAGUGUUCAUCGUUCAGUGCCUCAACCCCAUCCACAAUGACAUCACUUUCGCCGUCAAAAAAGUCAUCAUCUAAUCCGUUAUCAUUUUCAUCCAACGAUGAUGAGGAUGUAGACAAUUUGUUGUCGCAAAUACCGGAUUCGGAAUUGUCGCAAAUACAGGAUUCGCAAAAACCGGAUUCGGAAUUGUCGCAAAUACAGGAUUCGGAAGCAAACCCAGAGUGAAUCUAUAAUAUGUAAUUAUAAUUAGGUAGGUGAUUAGGUAAUUAGGUAAGAGUGAAUCAAUAAUAUGUAAUUAUAAUUAGGUAGCUGAUUAGGUAAUUAGGUUAUCUUUAUAAUACAUAAGUACAUACUUUAUACAUUUCCAUGUAAUAAACAAAAUAAACAAUUUAAAUUGA